ACUAGAAUGCCCUUGAGGCAAUUUGGGGAAAUUUCACCACUACUGAUCUCACUCACAAACACAAACACAAACACAAACACUGCCCUAAUCUCCAUUUCUCUUCCUCCAAACACACAGAUCCGAUAACACUGCAAUUCAAGCUGAAAGUGUGAAUUGGGCAUGGCGAGCGCUGUGGAUGCUGCAGGAAACCCGAUCCCAACAUCGGCGGUGUUGAUGGCAUCGUCGAAGCACAUUGGGAUAAGGUGCCAUUCGGAGAAUUUGGAGUUUCUCAAAUGCAAGAAGAAGGAUCAAAACCCUGAAAAGUGUCUCGAUAAAGGCCGCGACGUUACUCGCUGUGUCCUUGGCCUUCUGAAGGAUCUACACCAAAAGUGCACGAAAGAGAUGGAUGAUUACGUUGGCUGCAUGUACUACCAUACAAAUGAAUUUGAUUUGUGUCGUAAAGAGCAGGAAGCAUUUGAGAAAAAGUGUUCUUUGGAAUGAAAUGAUGUACUGCUGUUAUCGAAAAUAAUACCUCAGGCGAUUUGGAUUGAGCCAAUGCACCUGUUUCACAAAUAUUCAUGUAAUCUGUUUUUAUGGAUCUUUAUCAUCAACUAUGUUGUUCAUCUGAACUUUUUCUAGAGCAAUGCAUCCAAGCAGGACAAAACAAUCCUCUUCAAACAUAAUAACUGAUGAGAGAUUUUGAAGUUGGAACAUGCUUGUAAUUUGAUUUUUUGUGUUGAAAAUACAUACUUCUUGUGCUUUAUAGAUAAA
This is a messenger RNA of Lotus japonicus, 750 nucleotides long. RefSeq names its product NADH dehydrogenase [ubiquinone] 1 alpha subcomplex subunit 8-B. Lineage: Eukaryota; Viridiplantae; Streptophyta; Magnoliopsida; Fabales; Fabaceae. Gene Ontology annotation, biological process: mitochondrial electron transport, NADH to ubiquinone. The transcript is spliced from 3 exons. The record is from RefSeq and is a predicted model, not a curated record. Bases 160 to 480 code for a protein of 106 amino acids.